This is a messenger RNA of Morchella importuna, 501 nucleotides long. RefSeq lists its product as uncharacterized. Gene Ontology annotation, cellular component: catalytic step 2 spliceosome. NCBI's taxonomy places the organism in Eukaryota, Fungi, Ascomycota, Pezizomycetes, Pezizales, Morchellaceae. Gene Ontology annotation, biological process: protein folding; protein peptidyl-prolyl isomerization. Gene Ontology annotation, molecular function: peptidyl-prolyl cis-trans isomerase activity. The record is from RefSeq and is a predicted model, not a curated record. Bases 1 to 501 code for a protein of 166 amino acids. The transcript has 2 exons.
AUGUCUGUGACACUGCACACAGACCUAGGUCCUCUCAAGAUUGAGGUCUUCUGCGAGGCGGUACCAAAGACAGCCGAGAACUUCCUAGCACUAUGCGCGUCCGGCUACUUCAACGAUUGCCCCUUCCACCGCAGCAUCAAGACGUUCAUGGUACAGACCGGAGACGGCGAGCUAGGCAACGGAAAGGGCGGCAAGAGCAUAUGGGGGGAGAAGUUUGAGGACGAGAUCCGGCCGGCGCUGAGGCACAACGCGAGGGGCGUUGUGAGCAUGGCCAACUCGGGCCCGGGAACGAACCAGAGCCAGUUUUUUAUUACGUAUGGGAGCCAUCCGCAUCUGGAUGGACUGAAUACGGUCUUUGGCAAGGUCAUCGAUGGGUUGGAUACACUGGAUAAGUUGGAGGCUUUGGAGGUCGACAAGAAGGGAAGGCCGAAGAAAGUCACAAAGAUCCAGAAAAUCACCAUACAUGCCAACCCCGUGGCUGAGAUGGACGCUGGAGAAUGA